Messenger RNA from Leptosia nina, 846 nucleotides. NCBI's taxonomy places the organism in Eukaryota, Metazoa, Arthropoda, Insecta, Lepidoptera, Pieridae. The record is from the annotation of a GenBank genome assembly.
AUGUUCUUUACGAUAAUACUAGUGUCUGUUUUGAGCGUGGAAGGGAAAAUGCGGGUGUACCUAACGGAUACGCCCAUACAGAAAAUCGGAGGACGUCUAUACAAACAAGAGAUGCUGACUGGCAACUUCAAAGACCCGAAAGAGCUGGCGUACGAUUCGUCAACGCGUAACCUAUAUUUCAUGUACAUGGACGAUGUGUUACAGAACUCUGGACGCGCGUACGUCAACAUAAUAACGAAGAGUUCCCGAAAAGUCAACGGGAUUUCGAGGAAUAAGGCGACAGCUGUGGACGGCGAGAGUGGUGACGUAUAUUUCGGUUCGGACAACGGCCUAUACAAGUACGACCCGGUAUCCAACGAAGCGACGGACAUAGGACUGUACAAUAUGAAUAUAUUCAAAAUAGUUAUCCGUAAUAACGAUAUCUAUAUAAUCGACGCGAAUAAUCAUAUGAUUUACAAGAUUUUCAAUCUCGGAACGCGCGCUGUCCGCGUCGGCGAUAUGAAAACGGUGAUGGAUUUUGACGUUGAUUACAAUGGAAACAUACAUUUUGUGACGAUGUGCGGUGUUUUUUGCGCGAUAGAUGGCGCGCAGGUGGUAAAGAAUAACGACUUGAGUGUCGUUUAUCAUUUCCUCAGCGACGAGCACAAAACAUUUGGCGUAACGGAUGACGGCCUAUACGAAUUGGAUUGUUUCAACGGUACAGCUAAAAGAGUUGCUACUUUACACUUCUUCCCUAGAAGUAUUAUUUUUGGUGACUAUGGCGAUAUUUUUUAUGCGCUAGAUGACAACAUUUAUAGGCUGAAGCCGAUCAGUUCUUAUGUCGUUUAUAACGUUAAGAGAAAUUAG